UUUCUUGGACGCCAAUCUGGGCAGGUACAAUUUAACUCUGAGUGGAGUAUAGUGGGUAGCAUUCCUUGAACAGCUGUGUUCUUUCUCUCACGUGGCAACCAUCGGAACAUUCUCGUGACUGUACAGACAAGUCAGUAGUUUUUGCCAACUACUAGCAUUGAACUACACAAAACUGGUUUCAGUUUGAAUUGAUCAAGCCAUCACUCUGGCCCAUCGGCCUCAGUCUGGCUGGCUUGCUGUUCAAUACAUCCAAGUUACAGGGCCAGUGAUCCUUAAUUAGUGUGUGCAUCAUCGUUCGUUCACUUUAUCGUCCUCCACCCGAGCGAUCUUGGUUCAGGUUACAAAAUUACUGACUGGCCUCACAGUCUACGAAGAAUCGCUGAUAUUUUUACUCGUUAUCUAAUGUCUGUACGAUUUUUUGCCCGCUGUGUCAUAGAAGUUCACCACUCUGUGUUCUAGAGCAAGUCCUUAAAGGAGAAAACAAAAGACCUAUGAGUAAUUUACAGCUUCUGGUCUUGUGCUAUAGCGUGAUUAGUACCAAAAAUAGAAGUAAACGAUUGAAGUGAGAGGUGACUGAGAACAAAGGAAAGUGUCGGCAAUCGUUGAGGAUAGUAUAACCAUUUGUGAUAACGCCACUUUUGGAACCAUGUCGGAAUCAAGCGAUGAAGAGCAAUUGUUACUACCCUCAUCUUCUUCAGCAUCCAAUCCAAUCACCUCCACCAAUGCCAAUGAGAUUGUGGAACCAAACAAUAACGAAGUGGAAAUAAAAACCGCCAGAUCGUGUUGUUCCGGUCAGUGGCAGACUUGGAUCAAUCUUUCAAUCCUAGCCCUAACCGAGCUUUUGGGUGGGUUCACCUUCUCAUUAUUGGCCCCUUUUUACACCAAUGAGGCCACCGGAAAAGGCCUGAGUGUCACCGAGACCGGCCUGGUAUACGGCUCGGUUUUUAUCACCUCCAUCAUUUUUGCUCCCAUCUUUGGAAAGUACAUUGAGAAGAUUGGCUCUCGGAAGCUAUUUCUGUACGGAACAUUUGUCGCCGGGGCUGCUAAUACAAUUUUUGGGUUCUUGCAAUGGGUUGACAACCGUGUUCCAUUCUUGGCCUUGUCCUUGCUCAUUCGGAUCAUUUCGGCAAUAGGCGAAGCGGCCUUUUUCUCGGCAGUCUAUCCCAUUGCUGCUCAGGAGGCCGAGCCCGAAAACCGCUCGAAAGUAUUAUCCAUCAUGGAAACCAUGUUUGCCCUUGGCCUAAUGAUUGGACCUUUCGUUGGAGGAGUUCUAUAUGAAUUCGGCGAUUUCUAUCUACCCUUCGUCAGUUGUGGAGGCUCUCUCAUGUUGUGCUCCAUUUUUGGAUGGAUGCUUUUAAAGACCGAAGCUGAGUCCGAGACAGAGGGCGAUCAAGAGUCAGUGGAAAGUACAAGCUUUCGACAAUUGCUGAAAAUGCCCACUGUGCUCUAUUGUUGCCUCAUCGUUGUUAUCUCAGGCCUUGGAAGCUCUUGGUACCUCCCCUCGUUGCAGCCCUAUGUCGAGAGCCAAUUUCAAUUGAACAGCAUUGCCAUUGGAACCCUGUUCAUGACCGAUGGUGCCACAUAUGCCAUUUUCACACCGUUAUGGGCCUGGUUAUUGGAUAAAGGCAUGCCACCGUUUUAUGUCCUUUUCUUCGGCAACCUUUUCACUUUAUGUGGAUUUCUUUUGCUUGGACCCGCUCCAUUCCUAGACUUUCUCCCUGUGAAUGAAUAUUUGCUCGGCUUUGCACUGGCUCUCCAUGGGUUUGGUGUGGCUGCCAACUUGAUCACAACCCUCACCUUCAUGAUGUCCUCAAGUGUGGAUAUCGGAGGCGCCCCGGACACGGAACAAACCCGAGGCAUGAUCACGUCGCUUUGGUUCAUGAACGAAUGUCUCGGCGACUACAUCGGCUCUCUCGGGGGUGGUUUUGCUUUCGAUUCAAUGGGGUUUGUGAACUCCACCGUGAUCGUGAUUGGCAUUCAACUCGUCAUUUUGGUGUCUUUACCCAUCCUCGGCAAAGUCAUUCGGACCACUCAAACAAGAACCAAGAAUGAAGAGACCGCUCCCUUGUUACGCGGCAGAUCCGUUGAUGGCAUCUGUGAGCGACCCCAGCGUACCUAUUGCUCGAUUAGAGUUGUGUAAUGUAUGAGAAAUCACAAUCACGAUUGCACUAGAUAGCCGCAAGAAUAUCUAUUUUUCUACCCUCAUUGCCGUUUGCAAUUGUCAAGAUCCUUAGCUUGGAUAAUAAAGUUACCUACUUAGUGCCAA
This is a messenger RNA of Tigriopus californicus, 2266 nucleotides long. Its product is annotated as MFS-type transporter SLC18B1-like. The transcript has 5 exons. Lineage: Eukaryota; Metazoa; Arthropoda; Copepoda; Harpacticoida; Harpacticidae. Bases 647 to 2140 code for a protein of 497 amino acids. Gene Ontology annotation, molecular function: transmembrane transporter activity. The record is from RefSeq and is a predicted model, not a curated record. Gene Ontology annotation, biological process: transmembrane transport.